CGUAAGCCGUCCGCUUGAAGAUUUCCUCUCUCUUUAUUUUCCAUCUUUCUUUCUGGAUCGCCUUAUUAGUGCCACGAGGCGACAAUGCGGAGAUUCGUUGCCGAAAAGUCCAAACAGCACUGUAAUAUCUUCUUCAACAAGAAGACAUCAAGUUUCAUCUCUCCUUCACCAUUCUAUCAAUCUUCGAUUCGACAUCUAACAUCAGCUUCUUCUCCUGAUUCAAUGGCCGAACCUUCUCCUUCGCAUGUUACUAUUCAGACAAUCAAUCCUAAGGUUUUGAAAUGUGAAUAUGCUGUCCGUGGAGAGAUUGUCACGUUAGCUCAGCGAUUACAAGAGGACCUGAAGUUAAAUCCAGGCUCACAUCCUUUUGAUGAGAUAUUGUACUGCAACAUUGGAAACCCCCAGUCCCUUGGUCAGCAUCCAAUUAACUUUUUUCGGGAGGUUCUUUCACUGUGUGACCAUCCUGCCAUUUUGGACAAAAGUGAAACGCAGGGUUUGUUCAGUGCAGAUGCGAUAGAACGUGCCUGGAAGAUUUUGGAUCAAAUUCCUGGAAGAGCAACUGGUGCAUAUAGUCAUAGUCAAGGCAUCAAGGGAUUACGCGAUACAAUAGCAUCUGGUAUUGAGGAACGAGAUGGGUUUCCUGCUGAUCCUAAUGAUAUUUUCUUAACAGAUGGUGCUAGCCCUGCGGUCCAUAUGAUGAUGCAGUUACUGAUACGCUCCGAGUCUGAUGGAAUCCUGUGCCCUAUUCCUCAGUAUCCCCUGUACUCUGCUUCCAUUGCUCUUCACGGUGGCACACUUGUUCCAUACUACCUUGAUGAAGCAGCAGGAUGGGGUAUGGAGGUAUCUGAACUCAAGAAACAACUCGAAGAUGCCAAGGCUAAGGGUGUUACAGUAAGGUCCUUGGUUGUAAUCAAUCCAGGCAAUCCAACAGGCCAGGUUCUUGCUGAGGAAAAUCAGCGUGAGAUUGUGGAGUUUUGCAAGAAUGAAGGCCUUGUGCUCCUAGCGGACGAAGUAUAUCAAGAAAAUGUUUAUGUUCCGGAGAAAAAGUUUCAUUCUUUUAAGAAAAUUGCUCGAUCCAUGGGAUAUGGAGAAAAAGAUGUCUCUCUAAUAUCGUUUCAGUCGGUCUCGAAAGGAUACUAUGGGGAAUGUGGGAAAAGAGGUGGUUACAUGGAGGUUACUGGGUUCAGUACCGAGAUAAGAGAACAGCUUUAUAAACUGGCUUCUGUUAAUCUCUGUUCAAAUAUAUCUGGUCAAAUACUUGCAAGCCUGGUCAUGAGUCCACCCAAGGUAGGAGACGAGUCUUACGAAUCGUACAGUUCUGAGAGAGAUGGGAUUCUUCAAUCGUUGGCAAGGCGUGCCAAGACAUUAGAAGAUGCAUUUAACAGUUUAGAGGGAGUAAGUUGCAACAAGACAGAAGGAGCCAUGUAUCUGUUUCCACGUAUUGAUCUUCCUCAGAAAGCAAUAGAGGCUGCAGAAGCAGCAAACACUGCUCCAGAUGCUUUUUAUUGUCGCAGGCUUCUUAAUGCAACUGGGAUCGUCGUUGUUCCCGGUUCUGGCUUUGGACAGGUUCCUGGAACAUGGCAUUUUAGAUCAACGAUUCUUCCACAAGAGGAUAAGAUUCCAGCCAUAGUAACGCGUGUUAGCGAUUUCCACAAAAAGUUUAUGGACGAGUUUCGUGAUUGAUCUUUGAUUGGAUUGAACAGAACCGAUCUAGGGUGGUGGGAAGUAUAUGAAUUAAUAAAUGAAGGAAGAAGGUAAGCUAUAGCUAUGAAGAAGCUCUUUUUUUUCUUCUCAAACUGACAUAAAAAAUAUCAUCACUACUAGUGAGAUCUUUGGUAUGUAUCUAUUUAUUAUGGUUGUUGGAUAUUGUUUGUUUUAUAAUUCAGGAUUUUAACUAAUUUAUCUUUAAUUUAAUAAUCCUUUUAAAGGAGAGAUAU
This is a messenger RNA of Impatiens glandulifera, 1937 nucleotides long. Its product is annotated as alanine aminotransferase 2-like. Gene Ontology annotation, molecular function: L-alanine:2-oxoglutarate transaminase activity; pyridoxal phosphate binding. Gene Ontology annotation, biological process: biosynthetic process. The coding region runs from base 85 to 1683 and encodes 532 amino acids. The transcript is spliced from 13 exons. Lineage: Eukaryota; Viridiplantae; Streptophyta; Magnoliopsida; Ericales; Balsaminaceae. The record is from RefSeq and is a predicted model, not a curated record.